AUGGUGGACGAAGAUCCUUUCCUAUUCAUGGAGCUGCCCGGCGCAGAGAUCCGCAACAUGAUUUACCGAUACUGCGCGGACAUGUCUACGAGGCAGGCGCUCGUCGUCUACCUGCCGAAGACGGGCACGUUACGCCCUAGCACCCGACAGGUCCGAGCUGCUCCCGGAAAGUAUCGCGAGCUCGACAACUCAGAAAAGAAGAAGAGAGGACGGAAGGGGACACCCGAAGAGGUUGCUCCCGCUCUGGUUGCGCCAAAGGAGUCCAACCGACCAUUCUUUGGUUUGACCCAGGUCUGCCAGCAAAUCCGCAAGGAGUUCUAUCCUGUGUACAUUGCAAAUCAGGAGAUUGGCAUGGAUUUAACCAACACGUCCAAGUACAUGGAAACAUUCUUCAACCCGGAUGUUCCUCUCCUCUACGCAGACGCACUGGACCCGAACGGCAAGAACAUGCCCUUUCGUGGCAACAUUACGAUUGCGGUAGCUAGGAGGAUUCUGCCAAUUGAGAAGACGGCCGGUUGGAUUGAUGCCCUUCCCCUCCUGAAUACUUGGGCCAACUCGGCUCACAUUGAGGCUGGCUUCGGACGUUACUCUCGGCAUGACUACCGUCCCCAAGCAGAUGGCGAAGCCAAGGAUUUGUACCGUCUAUAUGGCCGCAAGGUGCUUCCGGACCGCUCCUGCACCGAGAUGAACAAGCUGUGGCGCAUCAUCUUACGCCAGCGCAAGCUGGCCGCUGUCCGAAUCCAUCGCGAGCCAGGUGGUCAGGACAAGCCCCAUUUCCACCUCAUCUGGAAGCAUGCGCACCGCGAGUCAUGGAUGACAGGCAAGAAUUCCGUUAUCCCCGGCACCGUGGACGGCCGCGCUACGGUCGGUAGCUGGCUGUGGAACCUUGGCUUCGAUGAGAUGGAGCACUUUGAGGUACGCGUCGGAGCUGAGCAGCGCCCCGGAGAGUUUCUCUUCAUCAACUAGAUGUAGCUGCGCGUUGGACCGUUCUGCCUGGAUGACUCUUCGAAGAAGUGCCCUCGCCGCGACCUCAGCCUUACCUGCCACCACCGUUGCGCGACCUUGUCUGGGUGUUGAAGACAACCAGUGGCCGAAGACGCUAGCUGCUUGCGGUUGUUGAUGUGGGCUUUGAUCCAGGAGAGGGUGCGACGGAGUGU
This is a messenger RNA of Paraphaeosphaeria sporulosa, 1157 nucleotides long. RefSeq lists its product as uncharacterized. The transcript is spliced from 3 exons. The coding region runs from base 1 to 966 and encodes 321 amino acids. The record is from RefSeq and is a predicted model, not a curated record. Lineage: Eukaryota; Fungi; Ascomycota; Dothideomycetes; Pleosporales; Didymosphaeriaceae.